Molecule: messenger RNA, 1190 nt
Organism: Carica papaya (papaya)
Lineage: Eukaryota; Viridiplantae; Streptophyta; Magnoliopsida; Brassicales; Caricaceae
Product: Pathogenesis-related thaumatin superfamily protein
Source: RefSeq, a predicted model, not a curated record
AUGGAAUCCGUCACGAGAGCAAUGACAUUACCUGUGCAGUUCACUGCCUUCAAUCUCCCUCCUUCACAUAACACCGAACAGGAAACCAGAUGGCCACACAUUUUCAUCUCCUCUCACCACUUCUCCUCCUCCUCUUUACCAUUUCUUCAGGACCCAAAUUAUCAGAAUGUGCAAGAAUUUUUCACAAUAGUAAACAACUGUAGAUACACAAUCUGGCCGGCAAUUACACCGGGCGAAAACUUCAACGGUGGAGGUUUUGCAUUAAAAUCCGGCCAAUCUAUCGUCUUCAAUGCACCAGUUGGAUGGAGCGGACGCAUUUGGGGCCGAACCGGCUGCAAGUUUGACAAAAACGGCAACGGUUCAUGCCAGACAGGUGCAUGCGGCACGUCUCUCAAGUGUAAAGCCUCAGGCGAACCUCCAGCUUCACUUGCCGAAUUUACGCUCGCAGUUCUCGAUUUUUACGACGUUAGUCUAGUUGAUGGGUUUAAUUUGCCUGUAGUUGUUACACCCAUUAACGGUAGGGGAAACUGUACGAUCGCCGGCUGCGACACUGACCUCCGACCAAAUUGUCCGCCGGAGCUCGCCGUUAAAUCUAACGGAAAGAUUAUAGCUUGCCGGAGUGCUUGCGACGUUUUCGACACCGAUGCAUAUUGCUGUAGGGGUGUUUAUGGAAAUCCAGUAGUUUGUCAACCUACGUAUUACUCCAAGAAGUUCAAGCAAUCUUGUCCAACUGCGUAUAGUUAUGCAUAUGAUGAUCCUACCAGUAUUUUUACAUGUUCAGGAACUGAUUACGUUGUUUCUUUCUGCUCUUCCAGGAAGCAGACGGUUUGUACUUACCAUAAUCAGAGGUUGGCCUGCAGCAACAAUGGAUCACAUAGCUUCAACCAAUUGAAUGGAAGAUGGUGGCUUCUGAUGCUCGCUGCGUUGUUAAUGCUUCAUAUGCCACUUGAUUUGUGAUAUUGAGAAGAAAAAGAAAGGACAUUGAACAUUCUUUUCCUAGUGAAACUCACUCUCAGAGACUUUUAUGGCCUAAUUAUUUCAGAGGAAUAUAUAUACAUAUGUGUAUAUAUAUAUAUAUGCACACAUACAGAUAUAUGUAACCAUGUCUUUGGGUAGGCCUCACAAUUGGGUGAAGAUAAGAAUUCAUUUCCUUUACUCCAAUAAUCAAUUAUUUUUAGAGCCAACAGUGA